UGCGUAUCUGCUUUCGGUUAUAUCAUCCGGGUUCAAGAUGACAGGCACCCAAUCAGGGAUGUCCGUGCGGUAAGUGACGUCUGACCGUUGCGUUCCACCCAAUCAAUCAACAGCAAAACAGCCAUGAGUAACGCGUGGCCUCACUCUAGAAGAGGCAGAGGGCCCAGGCAUAAGGAGCAGGGUCGAGCCGCCAGGGAACAGACCACUGAGCAGAAGGCCACAGACUCAGUGCCCCAUGGCACCUGUAUAACUAUGUGCCCCGCUAAAGAAUUACGCCAACGAGAGGCACAAAACAGACUGCACAGAUUUGAGAUGGUUCCUGGCACAGAGCAAGAUCGCUUGCCACAUGCUGAUGUCUCACGUGCUGUCAAAGAGUAUUCUCGACCCGCUGCAGGAAAAGACUCCACGCGAGCCAGCGACCUUAGGCCUCCAUCUGUGCUUUUAAAGACGGCGUGUUACUUAGUUGAUGACGUCGCAGCUUCUGAUACAUUUCAGCCGUGGACUGAGGUCUAUAGUUUUGUUUUCGACCGUCUGCGUAGUGUUCGGCAGGACAUGAUAAUCCAGCGUGUGUCCGGGCCAGAGUGUGUGACUGUGCUGGAGAAAACCGUACGGUUCCUCCUCUACGCCCCUUACCGGCUCUGUGGACAGCCACUUCAGCACUUUGAUCCCCGCAUCAAUGACACUCAUCUGCAGGAAACCUUGAGCUGGCUGCUGGAUUGCUACAAAGAAGGAAAACACCAACAUCAAGAGGAAUUCCAGGCCUUAAGUCUGCUGUAUAACCUGGGUUCAUCUCAUGCCAUGCAACAUACACUUCAACUGCCAGAGCGAAUACGCAGCUCUCCGGCAAUUCAGCUGGCCCUGGCCAUUAACCGUGCAAAUACAGAGCGCAACCCAGUUCGGUUCCUCCGGCUGGCCCAGAAACUGGACUUUAUGCAAGUGUGUGCCCUCCACAGACACAUCCUGUCCUGCAGGAGAGAUCUGCUCCUGUUGUACAGUCACGGGUACAACAGUCGCAACUGUCGCUACCCACUCCAAAGACUGGCACGCCUCCUCUUUCUCAAAGAUCCGCUGGCUGCUGAGCUGUGCCAGGUGCAUGGUGUCAACAUCAGUGGAGAGUGGGUCAACUUUACCAAGAGCUCUUUUACCGAAAAUACAUCUGGGGACUUGCAGUGCAGACGUAUGCAUGAGCCGGCAGAUGACGAGAAGUGGAACUGUUCUUCUGCCAGCGUUAUUCAUGGCUGUGCCUGAAAUCAUCAGAUGGUAAAGGGAUCGUUUUAAUACCAACAUUGUUUUUUACUUGUGGAGAUGUAUGCCAUGUUUUAAUUUGUAGUUGGUAAAGACACCUGUGAUGUUUCAAUAAAGUUCUUAUGUAUAGAGGUUGUUUUAUGUGUGUAUAUAAUGACUCUAGCAAUAAAUUAUUGUGGACAGACA
Molecule: messenger RNA, 1431 nt
Organism: Misgurnus anguillicaudatus (oriental weatherfish)
Lineage: Eukaryota; Metazoa; Chordata; Actinopteri; Cypriniformes; Cobitidae
Gene: sac3d1
Product: SAC3 domain containing 1
Biological process (GO): centrosome duplication; spindle assembly
Cellular component (GO): nucleus; spindle; centrosome
Source: RefSeq, a predicted model, not a curated record